AUGGACAACCUAGCACCAGUUACCAACAUUAACCCCGGCGAACUGCCGGAUGGAUUUACAGCUGGUGGUGCAGGUGGUGCUGGUGGAGCACCGGAUGCCGCCGCGUUGAAGAAGCUUCAGAUGGACGAGCAGAAAGCAGCAAUCCUGGAGCAAGCAUUAUCACAAGAAGCUCUGGCGCGGCUAGGCAGAAUCAAGUUGGUCAAGCCGGACAAAGCCAAGAAAGUGGAACAACAAAUCAUGGCCAUGGCCAUGAAGGGUCAACUACCGGGGAAAAUUAACGAACCCAAAUUGGUGGAACUGUUGGAACGAGGGGAAGCAUCCCAGGCGGCACCCUCGGAACGAAUCAGCAUUCAACGAAAGAAAUACGCUUUUGAUGAGGAUUCGGAUGACGACAACGACGAUGAUUUGCUAUAG
Messenger RNA from Seminavis robusta, 414 nucleotides. The record is from the annotation of a GenBank genome assembly. Lineage: Eukaryota; Bacillariophyta; Bacillariophyceae; Naviculales; Naviculaceae.